Molecule: messenger RNA, 2859 nt
Organism: Brienomyrus brachyistius
Lineage: Eukaryota; Metazoa; Chordata; Actinopteri; Osteoglossiformes; Mormyridae
Gene: tnip2
Product: TNFAIP3 interacting protein 2
Exons: 6
Coding region: 801-2132 (443 amino acids)
Biological process (GO): cellular response to lipopolysaccharide; regulation of transcription by RNA polymerase II
Source: RefSeq, a predicted model, not a curated record
GAAUAUUUUUUCUCGAUUUUGCCAAGUUCUUUAAAAGACGGCUGCGGUUCACGGGUAUGAAAUGAUAUACAUCCUAUAAUGCAUAUCCUAUAAAUAGUAUAAUACAGGUUUACAGUGAUUACAUGAAUAAUGAACACUUAUUUCUAUGCCAAAUGACACCUUUUACAACUGUCUCUCCCGCGAAUGACUACCAACAAGAUGACUGAAUUCCACUUUUGCUGUUUAAGAAUCUGUUUUACUGGCAUAUUUUGGGUAUUGCUAGAAGCACCGUUUCUUACAAUUCCAGCGUCAUAACAUAAAUAUACAUUUGCGUGUGUAUAUAUGAUUAUGCAUCAUAUAUUCGUACUUAUCUGGUUACUGUACCUAACGCGGUUUCGUUCUCACAUAAGUGAAACUCAGUCGUCACCGGAAACUUCUAGCGCAUGUGCGAGUAACCUUUAAAUACUGCUCGUAAGAAAUCACGUUUUUUAAGUAUUUAUUUUUUUCCUUUGAUCGGUUAACAAGAAUAAAUUACUGUUCACCGCAUGAGAUUAACUACAAUUGCAGAAAGGGGUGACCAGGUAUCCCGAGUUUACUAAAAAAAGUGAAGUACCAGAAAAGUACGCCUUUUCGGGGAAGUCCCGUAGGAAAUCCCCACACUUUUGGAACAUUAUUUGCGCCAUAGGACACUCCCCGAAUGUUUUUUUUUUCUCAAUGUUAACUUUCUAAGCGGGACUAUUCGUGUCUCUACCCCCACGGGUACAAAGUUGAUGCCUCAUUUGCUGCUGUGAUACUAAUGGAGUGAUUAGUGUCCUAUCGACAUGUCAGAUCGGAGCAGCGUCUGCGUGGAUCCUGUGUGUCCCCGGGCGGACCCGGCGAUGGAAAACGUCCAGAUGGAGAACGAGGUGCUGAGAACCAAAGCUCAAAGCUUCAACACUAUCACCACGCUGUUCCACGAAUCGCGCCGGGAGGUCGGCGUACUGACGCACCAGAUGCGCCAAAAGAACGGCCUCAUAGCCGAUCUCAAAGCCAGACUGGCCAGAUACGAGGGCGCCAGCAUGCGGCUGGACGGAGAGGAGCCCGUCGUCUUUGGGCCGUCUAAAUCUUUGAUAGACACCCUAUUUGAAAAGAUCUCAAUGUUGAAACAAAAACUGAAAGAUACUGAAAGACAGGCGGCCCAGCAGUCGGAGACGAGCAAACUAGAGAUGGAGAGAUUGCGGCAGCAGGUAACCGCCCUGGAGCAGGAGAUGGGCCGGCUGAUGCGGCAGCCCGAGCAUGAAAAGGACCUGGAAAUCCAGCGUUUGCAGCGGGCGCUUACGGAGCAGGACAAGGCGCAGGCUACCAGGACCGUGCUGUACAACUCGCUGGCCGAGGAAGCAGAUCAGCUCCGCUCUCAGCUCGGGACCACGGUGCGGGUGUGCCAGGAGCUGCUCCGGCGUAUGGAGAGCAACAACGAGCCCAUUGACUCAGCUGACAACAAGACGCAUGCGCUGCAAGGCAGAAAGUUUACAGAUCUGGCGGCUGCACAGCAGUUCACUCCACUAGAGUUGAAACUUCAAGAGGAGAAUGAAGUGUUAAAACAACGCGUGGUCUAUGUACAGAACCUGAACGCCAAGUGGCAGAAAUACGACUCAAGCCGGGAGGAGUAUGUCAAGGGCCUGUGUCAGAAGCUGAAGGAGGUCUCCUCGCAGGCCACCUUGGGCUUGGUGCCGCCCAACGUGGGGCUGCUCCAGCAGGAGAUUGGGAGACUGAACAAGCAGCUGCAGCAGAAGAUGGACGACUGUGACAGACUGAGUAGAGAGCUGGUGGAGUCCAAGCGAACGGACAGGGAGCGCAUCCAGAUAUUGGAGCAGCAGGCGGUCACCUACGAGGACGACUUCAAGUCCGAGCGGGCCGAUCGCGAGCGGGCACAGAGUCGGAUUCAGGACCUGCAGGAGAAGAUCAGCCACUUCGAGCAGCAGCUCCGUCAGCAGGAUUCCCUGAACCGGUCAUCCACCUGGAGAGCAGGGCAGGGCAGCGGCUCGACACAGGGGGCCACACAGGCCGAGUGGUCGAGUCUCACUAUGCUGCAGUGUCCCCACUGUUUCUCCAUGUUUGAUAGCGAGCACACAGCUGAAUACUGGAGACACUGUGAUGAGUGCGGCCGCUUGUGACUGCAAGGAGCUCGCUGUACAAACUGAACAAAGAUUAUUUAUUACAAACUCUGAGCACUGAUAAAGCACUACAAGGCCAGGAGGCCUGUAAACAGCUUAAUAUUAACUCAAUAUUUUAUAUAUUUUUACUAUAUAUAUAUAUAUAUAUAUUAAUGUCAUUUAAACUAUGAAAAGAACUGUAAUUUAUGUAAUUUAUAUAGUAAAUUUGACUGUGUGAAUACAUCUGUCAAGAGUUUUUUUUAGGUUUGUUUUCAGGAUUGCACUUACAAAGCACUUGUUGUUUGUAACAAACUAUUAAAUUAUUAUAUAAUGACACAUUUUGAACUUAAAACGUCAGUUAUUUUUUUACACCACAAAAUAGGUCAAUGGGGAGAUCCCCAAAUCGAGCAAAUAGAUUUACAAAUAUACCUCAGGUAAAUUUGUUCAGCGUCUACCGAGUUAUGUCAAAUCAGACGCUGUCUGUUAAAACGUUGCACUUUUUUGAUUCACGAAUACGGUGUGUAUACAGCAUACUAUAGAAUAAUUACUGUUAGAGAAAGAGCGAGUUCUUUUGUAUGUGUGUUUCAUUUUUAGGUGAUUUUUGUAAAAAAAAAACUGUUCUAUUGGUGCUGUUUUCGUUUAUGUUUGUUGUUUGUGAAUUUUUAUGUUGCUUUUAAUUUGUCUUGUUCUGAGAAAACAUAAAAAAAAUAAAUACUAAUAUCUCAAUUGAGAAGGUUGACCCCUAGAA